This is a messenger RNA of Trichosurus vulpecula (common brushtail), 2815 nucleotides long. It is a transcript of the gene CBX4, whose product is annotated as chromobox 4. Bases 203 to 1870 code for a protein of 555 amino acids. The transcript has 5 exons. Lineage: Eukaryota; Metazoa; Chordata; Mammalia; Diprotodontia; Phalangeridae. The record is from RefSeq and is a predicted model, not a curated record. Gene Ontology annotation, biological process: negative regulation of DNA-templated transcription.
GGGCUCAGUUGUCUGUGAGAGCUAGAGACAGGAGCCGUGAGAGGUCCAGGGAGCGAGUCAGCCUGGCGGAGCAGAGCAAGAGCAGAAGCAACGGUGGCAGUGGCGGCCACUCAGCCAGUGGUGCAGCAGGACGCCCGGGGGAGCCAGCAGUGUCUGCAACCUCGCCAACCCCCUCGAGCCUUGGGCUCACUCUGGCCCCAACAUGGAGCUGCCAGCUGUUGGGGAGCACGUCUUCGCGGUGGAAAGCAUCGAGAAGAAGCGAAUCCGAAAGGGCAGAGUGGAGUAUCUUGUGAAAUGGAGAGGCUGGUCCCCCAAAUAUAACACGUGGGAACCCGAGGAGAAUAUCCUGGAUCCCAGACUGCUGAUCGCUUUCCAGAACAGGGAACGGCAAGAGCAAUUGAUGGGAUAUCGGAAGAGGGGGCCGAAGCCUAAACCGCUGGUUGUUCAAGUGCCCACCUUUGCCCGACGCUCCAACGUGCUGACCGGCCUUCAAGACUCCUCAGCAGACAACCGCUCCAAGCUGGAGCUGGGCUCCCAAGGGAAAAGCCAAAGUCACCAAUAUGAACUCAACAGUAAAAAGCACCACCAGUACCAGCCACACGGAAAGGAGCAAGGGGGCAAGCCCCCGCCCCACGGCAAGAGCGGCAAAUACUACUAUCAACUCAACAGCAAGAAACACCACCCCUACCAGCCAGACCCCAAGAUGUACGACCUUCAAUACCAGCCUAGCCACAAGGAGACUCCCAACCCCACCUGCCCCGACUUGGGGACCAAGAGCCAUCCACCUGACAAGUGGGCACACAGCCAGGUGUCGAAGGGUUAUCUGGGUACAGUGAAGCCCCUAGCCAGUGGAGGAGGGGCUGGUGUCAAAGGUUCGGAGAAGGGCCAGUCCAAUGGCGUUACUCCCCCGCCCAAGGAGGCUGGAAUGCCCGCGGGCAAUGGGAUCGGGGGCAAGAUGAAAAUAGUUAAAAAUAAGAAUAAGAAUGGACGCAUAGUUAUUGUCAUGAGCAAAUACAUGGAAAAUGGCAUGCAGGCAGUGAAAAUCAAAUCAGGGGAGGGAGUUGAGACUGAGAGCCGCUCCCCCGGCCAUACCAAGAAGAAGGCUGGGGAGGAGCGGCAUACCAGUGGAGAUAGGACUUUGAAAAAGAUGACCGGGGCCAAUGAGAAAACUCCUGAUCUGCCCCCUAAAAGGCGGGACGAGGACUCCCAAAUUGGGGAAGAUGAGGAAGCCCAGAUCCCGGACUCUGGCUCCCGCAAGCCCUCCCCAGCUAAGGAGGCGUUCCUAGACCAACCCCUGCAACUCACCACCAAGCCCGAUUUGUUAGCCUGGGACUCCACCCGAGGCUCACACCCACCUUCUUCCCAUCACCACCAUCACCACCAUCACCAUCACCACCACUCGAUGGGCUUAAAUCUCGCUAACUCCCGUAAGCGCUGCCUGUCGGAUUCCCACGGUGAUCGUGAGCCCUGCAAGAAACGCCUCACCGCCCGAAGCAUCAGCACUCCCACCUGCCUGGGCGCCAGCCCGGUAGCUGAGCGACCAGUUGACCUUCCCACCGCAGCCUCGGCUGCCUCUGCCCUUCCCCAGCCCGAGGUCAUCCUUCUGGACUCGGACCUGGACGAGCCCAUUGACUUGCGCUGCGUCAAGUCGCGCUGCGGGACUGGGGAGCCUCCCAGCCCUCUGCAGGUGAAACCUGAGGCGCAGGCGACAGUGGCAGCGGCGGCGCCGGCCGAAAAGCCUCCGGCUGAGGCGCGGGACGAGCCGGAGGAGCCACUUACCGAAUUCAAACCUUUCUUUGGAAAUAUAAUUAUCACCGAUGUAACAGCGAACUGCCUCACUGUCACUUUCAAAGAGUACGUGACUGUGUAGCUCUGGGGUGCUGUCGGGAAGGGGCGCUCUGCCUCUGCUGAGGGGCUUGGCUUGCGUGGACUGGGAGCCUGAAUCCCCAUCUUUCUGACCACUGGAGAUUGAGGUUCUGCACUUACAGGCAGCGAACCCCAAUAAACCCUAGUGACCCUGUCCUUCAACGUUCAUCUCCUCGAUCCAGGCAGGAGGCACUUAUAUCCCCUCCCCCCGCCCUUCUCAUCCCUCUUCCGCACCACACCGCACUGCAGGGGGAAAGGGUGUGAGGGAGUGGAGGGAAGCCCGAGCUUCCUUCCACCCGGUGCCUAUAGGGGCUAUCCCUCUGCUCCCUCCCCCAACCCCCAUCCCCAACCCGGGAGCUGCUCCCAGCCGCUUCCACCCGGACCUCGGAUACUGACAUGACAGCCGUGCGGCGGUCUCAGAGUUAUAGUAUUAUAUUUUAACCGUGCUAACUUGUCAAGUGCUGACUUUGCUCCCCUUUGUACGUGGUGUUAUUAUUGAAAUGUAUUGUUUGAGCUCAAAAACCCCGACCACCCCAUCGGGCUGAUAUAUAUAUAUAUAUAAAUAUAUAUAUAUUUAUUUGUAGGUAUUUAUAUAUUGAAAUAUAAAAACCUAGAUUUAUGGAGUUUCCUCUAGAUCACCUUAUAUUCUAUAUCAAACAAAUUAUUUUCUGUUUACCUUUCUCUCCCUUCAUUCAGUAUUUCGGUUGAUUUAAUUUCCAUCCCUUCCCUCUUCUCUCCCCGCCCCCCCUCCAUGAACUGCAAUACCAAUAACCUUGGUAUAUAUUUUUUGAUACUGUACACAUGGAUGUGUUGUUUCUAUGUGCAAAAAAAAGUUUGUUAAAAAGCUAAACAAGCUCUCUAGAAACUGCUGCUACUAGAAAUGUCUAAACUAUAAGCUUCCAAUUAUUACCUGCUUGAAUGUAAAUAUUAAAUGGAGAUGUCGACGGUG